UCGUGCGGUGGCCCUGGCGACCAAAUCCAGCAGCUUGAUUGGCUAAAAUCACAUGACUCUGUUAAUCGCGAGUGUAUUUCCGCGUCCACAAGAGGGCUUUAGCUCUCUCUCCAGCGGCUUUGAAUAAAAUCCUGAAUCGGAGGAGGUAUUUUUUUCAUCCAUCGCGCUGUCGUCGAAACGUGUCGCCGAGCUGGGGGGAAAUUCGGGAAAGGGGAGCCGCGCUGGCGCACCGCACAGCACUGACCCACGACGCGGCACGAACAUGCUCACUCGGGUUAAAUCUGCGGUGGCCAAUUUCAUGGGAGGCGUUGUGGCUGGUGGCGCCGAAGGUGACUCUUCCGGAUCAGAACUGCCGCUGAAAUUCCCCUACACGAGACCUGAGUUCCUAGGACUGACCCAGGAUGAAAUCGAAUGCUCCGCAGAUCACAUAGGGCGGCCGAUUCUCAUCCUCAAAGAGACGAAGAGAUUGCCGUGGGCCACUGGGUACGCAGAGGUGAUAAACGCAGGUAAGAGUUCCCUGAAUGAGGACCAGGCGUGUUGUGAGGUGGUGGUGGUGAGAAAGAGACCAGGAGACUCCACCACCCCCAUUAAGACCCCCACCGCCAAGAGAAGAUCCUCGCUGCCCAACGGAGAAGGCCUGGGGUUGAAGGAGAACAGCGCUGACUCAGAGAGUCUGGUAUUCUACUACUGGGCAUUGUUCGACGGCCACGCCGGCUCCGGGGCUGCAGUAGCGGCCUCCAAGCUCCUCCAACACCACAUCGUUGAGCAUCUCCAGUCUGUCCUCGAGGUCCUAAGGAACCAUGCCGUUUUACCGCCCACCAUCUUCGGUGAAGAGUCCAACCACCACAUGACCCCCGGGAUCCACCGGGCCACCCUGACCCGGGCCGCGUCACUCCGUGGAGCCACUGGCGCCCCCAGCACCCCCUGCACCCCUCCACCACAGAGGUUCUUCACAGAGAAGAAGAUCCAGCACGAUAGCCUGGUGAUGGGAGCCAUGGAGAACGCCUUCAAGGAGAUGGAUGCCCAGAUAGAGAGGGAGAAGCAGGUGUAUAAUAUCACUGGAGGAUGCACAGCACUGUGUGUUGUUUAUCUGCUUGGAAAGCUAUAUGUGGGAAACGCGGGAGACAGCAGGGCGAUCAUUAUAAGGGACGGGAAGGUCAUACCCAUGUCCACAGAGUUCACUCCAGAGUCAGAGAGACAACGGCUACAGUUCCUGGGCUUCAUGCAGCCUCACCUAUUGGGAGGAGAGUUCACCCAUCUGGAGUUCCCCAGGAGAGUACAGAGGAAGGAGGUGGGCAAGAGGAUGCUCUACAGAGACUUCACAAUGAAUGGAUGGGCGUAUAAAACCAUAGAAGAUGAGGACCUAAGGUUCCCACUGGUCUACGGCGAAGGGAAAAAGGCCAGAGUAAUGGCCACUAUAGGAGUGACCAGAGGCCUUGGUGACCAUGAUCUUAAAGUCCACGAUUCCAACAUCUACAUCAAGCCUUUCCUGUCCUGCUGUCCAGAGGUGACGGUGUACAACCUAAACCAAUACGAGCACGGUGCUGACGACGUCCUGGUGAUGGGAACAGAUGGCCUUUGGGACGUCCUGUCCAACAAGGAAGUCAAUGAAUCGGUCUCCACCUUCUUGGCCAACUGUGACCCCGACGACUUAUACAGGUACACGAUGGCUGCUCAGGAUCUGGUGAUGAGAGCGCGAGGAGUACUGAAGGACCGAGGCUGGCGGAUCACUAAUGAACGGCUGGGAUCUGGAGACGACAUCUCCUGUUACAUCAUCCCUCUGAUGUACGGAAACCGCCAGCCCUAGAACCACCUACAGGCCAUGAUUGGAGCAGACUCCCAUCUCUAUGGCAGGCUCCCUCCUCAACCAGCAGUACUGUACUCCUCUCUUUUUGACUCUCUCUGUGUAUCACCCCCCUCUCAGUGCUGUACUAUAAGUGAUAUUCAAGAAACUAAUCCUUCAAGAUGUUACAAUGUUCCCUUCUUCCCUAAACGGGUAUGAGCUUCAGAUUGUGGUAUGUGACCUGAGAUCCCAGUCAUGUGAUGUUGGACUGUGCUGACCUGUGCAGCUUUGUUUCCUGCUUUGCCACAGUGUGGCUUCAGAGGAGUCACUUCCUGAAGUACAGUAUUUCUUUCAGACCUACCAAGGUUCAGUACAGACAGGUGUUUGUCUGGCAGAAAAUGGUUUCUACUAAAAUUAUUAUGUAUGUAGUUUUCUAAAACAUGUCACUCAUCUCAACUGGAAAGGGAGGCUGAACGUAGUGAAGAGCACAUUUUUUGACUUGACGUAGCCUAUGUAAUGAAGAUAGAUUCUGUAUCCCUCACCGUAAUCUGACUGAGCAAGGUGCAAUAGUUUUACUAUGGUACUGUUUCUGUAUGACUUGAUCUCGUUUUUCCUCAUUGGUGUAAAAAUGGUCAUAGUCAUUAAAAAAACAAUAAGUUAAGAGUUCUAUCUUAUGUAUUCAUAGACCAAGACCCAAGUUCUGUUACAAAUCGUAUGAUGUAGCUGUAUAUUUAUUUCUGUUAGAUCAUUAUUUUAGGCUGAUAAUGUUCAAUAUGUUUAUUUGCAUGUAAUGCUGCUUGCUUUGGGAAAUAGUUUUAGUAGUUCAGACUGAACCCAAAGAAAAGAGAUCUCUUUGCUGAAGGAUGUUUUUAGGUGUCAUAUACUCAAUGGAUUAUUAAGUAUGUUGGCCUACACCAUUGCCACUUCAGUUUGUGCCAUUCUAUGCGUCUUUUACUUUUCAAUAUUGUAAGAGGAUUUAUUUAUACUGACUGAUCUAUUGUCACACUUGAUCCUUCAAUUCAGUGUCAGUAAUCCACAUAUGUCAUACGGCACCAUUGUUUUAUUCUUUUCAUACAUACCAUGAUAAAACAUACGAAUUGAUGUAAACAUACUAUAUCAUUUCCUACAUGUUACAUUACAUAUUUUGGUGACAUUGGUAGCUUUGAUGUAUUGUUGAGGGUGGCUGAAGUUUUCACAGAUGCCGUGCUCGAAGAUGCUUUCCUAACAUAAGAUACUCAGUUCUGGCUCUUGACUCUGCUAUCUACCAAUCAGUAGACCAUGUGCUACAUUUAGGGCUAUUUCCAAUCCUUAACCCGCAAUAACCGACAACUGCAUAGCAGGUUGUGUAUUUAUUUCGAUGAUUUUAGAGGUUUAACAUCGUUGGAGCUGUCAAAUCAGCAAGUGACUCCCGGCAUUAUACCUAUCGCAGACAUUGCCAUUGGAUGCACGAGUCGCAUUAGUAUAAAUCCCAUGCAGCCUUGUUGUUUCAAGCUGAAACAUUGGAAUGUGUGCUGUAAUCUACACCUCAAUUAGGCUGACAUCAAUCCUUAUUAAUUUGUUUAAUGAGUUUCAAUUUGAGUGUCACUUUCUAUAUAGCCUCCACUUUCUCAUUCUGAACUUCCAAUGCGGGUGGGUUUUAUAGACGGGUGUGCUUUGGUGACAAGAGCUGCUCCAAUGCAGUUACACCUCUGACAUCACCUAAAGAAAAGCAAGGAAAUUGCUGUGCAGUUGUCGGUCAUGGCAGGUUUACACUGAAACUGAUUGAAUAGGCCUGAAAGGUCUUGCACAGUCAAAAUCAUGUUAAUGAAAUUUGAUGAUAUUUGGGUGAAACCAGAUCAAAGUAGGAUGGCCAAAGUAUGAAAAAUGACUAUUGCUUCUACAUUGAUAAAAGUUUGAUCAUAUAGUUACUGGUCCAUUCCCCCAUUUGGAUUCAGGAGGCCGAUUAUUAAGGGCUUUUUGUGACAUCACAAAAUCCUCUCAUUUUAAUACACCAAUUUAAAUAGGUACCGCCUUGUAACCAAUAUCGCAGAGGGGAGUGGUUUAGGUAGUUAGUUUAGUGGUGCUAAAAUUUGACUGCAGCAUGUCUGCAAAUAUAAUGAGGUUUCCCCUAUUCAUCUAAGGCAAAUAUACUUAGGUUUGUACUUUCAUCUGUGUCUGGUGUUAGCUAGGAACUGGCUAGCUCGGUCUUCAGCCAGCAUGGAACAAAAGCGGGGGAAGGGUUGCCCAAAACUCAGAUACAGUUGUCAAGUACUUACACAUGUCAAACGGAGAUUCAUCUAAACUUCUUGACUAUCGUUAAUAGUCAUGAUAUAUGGACAUUGCAUGACUCACCGGACAGUUUUUUUUUUUAUAGGUACACUCAUUUAGUCCCGGGUCAGACCACCCUUUGCCUCCAGAACAGUUUGAAUUCCUUGUGGCAUGGAUUCCACAAGGUGUUGGAAAUGUUCCACGGGGAUGUUGGUCCAUGCUGACGCGACAGCACCACGCAGUUGCAGCAGAUUGGACUGCGGAACGUUUGGUACGUUCAUGCUGUGAACAGGUUUGGUCAGUGACAAUGUUCAGAUACGCUGUGGCGUUCAAUCAUUGCUCAAUUAGUAUCAAGGGACCUAGUGUGUGCCAGGAAAAAGAUUCCACACACCAGUACACCACCAGCCUGUACCGGUUGACACCAGGCAGGAUAGACCCAUUCUGCUUACGCCAACUCCUGACUCAACAGGAACUGGGAUUCCUCGGACCAGAGGAUGUUUUUCCACUCCUCAAUUGUCCAGUGUUGGUGAUGGCGUGCCCACUGGAGCCGCCGCUUCUUGUUUUUAGCUGAUAGGAGUGGAACCUGGUGAGUUGACGAGUUGUGCUUUCCGAGAUGCCGUUCUGCACGCUACUGUUGUACUGCGCCUUAUUUGUCUGUUUGUGGCCAUCAUGAUAGCUUGUACGAUUCUUGCCAUUCUCCUUUGACCUCUCUCAUCAACAAGCUGUUUUCACACACAGGACUGCCGCUGACUGGAUUUUUUUUUUUUUGCUGCGAAAUUCUCGGUAAACCCUAGACACUGUCGUUUGUGAAAAGCUCCGUAGGGCGUCCGUUUCUGUGAUACUGGAUCCGGUGCGCCUGGUACAGACGAUCAUACCACGCUCGAAGUUGCAUAGGUCACUUGUUGUGCUCAUUCUAACGUUCAAUUGAACAGAAACUUAAUGGCUCAAUGCCUGUCUGCCUACUUUAUAUAGCAAGCCACGGCCAUGUCACUCAGUGUCUGUGUCACCAUGUGCCAUUGCUUUGUGUAUCAGCAAAUUUACUUGAGAAUCUCACCGCAACACUGCGUCCAUGUUGCUUGACAUACAGUUGAAGUCGGAAGUUUACAUACACUUAGGUUGGAGUCAUUAAAACUUGUUUUUCAACCACUCCACAAAUUUCUUGUUAACAAACUAUAGUUUUGGCAAGUCGAUUAGGACAUCUACUUUGUGCAUGACACAAGUCAUUUUUCCAACAAAUAUUUACGACAGAUUAUUUCACUUAUAAUUCAAUGUGUCACAAUUCCAGUGGGUCAGACAUUCACAUACACUAAGUUGACUGUGCCUUAAACCACCUUGGAAAAUUCCAGAAAAUUAUGUCAUGGCUUUAGAAGCUUCUGAUAGGUUAAUUGACAUCAUUUGAGUCAAUUGGAGGUUUAUCUGAGGAUGUAUUUCAAGGUCUACCUUCAAACUCAGUGCCUCUUUGCUUGACAUCAUGGGAAAAUCAAAAGAAAUCAGCCAAGACCUCCGAUUUUUUUUUUUUUUUAGACCUCCACAAGUCUGGUACAUCCUUGGGAGCGAUUUCCAAACGCCUGAAGGUACCACGUUCAUUUGUACAAACAAUAGUACGCAAGUAUUAACACCAUGGGACCACGCAGCCGUCAUACCGCUUAGGAAGGAGACGCGUUCUGUCUCCUAGAGAUGAACAUACUUUGGUGCGAAAAGUGCAAACCAAUCCCAGAACAACAGCAACGAACCUUGUGGAGAUGCUGGAGGAAACAGGUACAAAAGUAUCUAUAUCCACAGUAAAACGAGUCCUAUAUCGACAUAACCUGAAAGCCCGCUCAGCAAGGAAGAAGCCACUGUUCCAAAACCGCCAUGAAAAAGCCAGACUACGGUUUGCAACUACACAUGGGGACAAAGAUCGUACUUUUUGGAGAAAUGUCCUCUGGUCUGAUGAAACAAAAAUAGAACUGUUUUGCCAUAAUGAGCAUCGUUAUGUUUGGAGGAAAAAGGGGGAUGCUUGCGAGCCGAAGAUCACCAUCCCAACCGUGAAGCAUGGGGGUGGCAGCAUCAUGUUGUGGGGGUGCUUUGCUGCAGGAAGGACUGGUGCACUUCACAAAAUAGAUGGCAUCCUGAGGCAGGGACAUUAUGUGGAUUUAUUGAAGCAACAUCUCCAAACAUCAGUCAGGAAGUUAAAGCUUGGUCGCAAAUUGGUCUUUCAAAUGGACAAUGACCCCAAGCAUACUUCUAAAGUUGUGGCAAAAUGGCUUAAGGACAACAAAGUCAAUGUAUUGGAGUGGCCAUCACAAAGCCCUGACCUCAAUCCAAUAGAACAUUUGUGGGCAGAACUGAAAAAGCUUGUGCGAGCAAGGAGGCCUACAAACCUGACUCAGUACACCAGCUCUGUCAGGAGGAAUGGGCCGAAAUUCACCCAACUUAUUGUGGGAAGCUUGUGGAAGGCUACCUGAAGCGUUUGACCCAGGUUAAACAAUUUAAAGGCAAUGCUACCAAAUACUAAUUGAGUGUAUGUAAACUUCUGACCGACUGGGAAUGUGAUGAAAGAAAUAAAAGCUGAAAUAAAUCCUUCUCUAAUAGUAUUCUGACAUUUCACAUUCUUAAAAUAAAGCGGUGAUCCUAACUAACCUAAGACAGGCAAUUUUUACUAGGAUUAAAUGUCAGGAAUUGUGAAAAUUUGAGUUUAAUGUAUUUGGCUAAGGUGUAUCUAAACUUCCGACUUCAACUGUAGGCUUUUUCCCAAGAACUGUCAGUAAAAGGUGAGCUGCCCACCCACUCAGCCUAUUAGGUCCCUGCCCACUCAGUGUGUCUUUUCAGGCUUCCUGGUUGUUUGACAUGAGAGAAAAAUGACUUUUACUCAGAUAUUGAGCAUUGUUAUUGUAAAAAUAUAUAUAUAUUGUGGGUGAUGUUUCAGUCACUCAAAAGGCUAUUUUACAUGGGAAUCAGAAUGAUUGUUCAGGACCUUAAAUCAUGUUUUGUAUUGUAACGGUUUUGACUAAUUGUUUGUAGGGGUGACCGAUCAUUUAUUUUGGUAAUAUAACCAAUGCAAAAGAACACAUUUGUUUUAAAGUUAUUUCCAAUGUUUUAUGGGUUUAUGAAAAGUGUAUGUCCAUACUGACUUUUACAUGAGUCCAUUGUAUUGGUGUAGACUUGAUGGACCAGAUGGGACACAUUACCUCUCAACCAAAAAGGAGAAAUCUAUAUUUUCUCUGGUAGGCACAACCUACCUGGCACCCCCACAAAAACAAUUAACCUCAAGUCAAAACCAUUACAAUACAAAACAUGAUUUAAAGUCCUGAACAAUCAUUCUGAUUCCUAUUUAAAAUAUCAUUUUGAGUGACUAAAACAUCAUCCACAAUAUAUCUUUUUUUCUGUAUGUUUUUGGGGGGUAUUUCUAGGAAUGGGGGUUUCAAAGAAAGUGAGGAAAUUGGAUAUGCAGUAUUGUAUUUAUUACCCCAAAGUGUCCAGAAGGCUGACUAACGUACUGUAAUAUAACUUACGUUGUAACCUAUUUAUGGAUUGUUCAUACUUAACUAUGUGGUAUGAAUUUAUAGUUAAUGUGUUAAGCCUUAACUACUUAACUACUAUAUGUGUGGACUAUUUGAUAUGAAGUAUUUGUUUAUGAAUUUGUACAUUUUCUAGAGUAGAACAACAAGUAAAACAGAAAGGGUAUGAAACGAAAAGUGCAUUUUGACAUUAUUACUCUGUAUCAGGAGAUAUAUUUAACCUAGCCUGGUAGCAGAUUUGUAUGUUUUUUUUAAUCAAACUCCUCUGUUAGUCUUUGUAUGCCAUAAACUGUUGCUUACACGGCAGUGGAGUUGGUUAUAAAGCACAAACUGGGCUGGUACCAGGCUAUAUUUGCCUCUCCUGUUGCUGUAUAUUUUAGUAGCCUACCAAUUGCUGUUGUUUUGUUCCAAAUCAUCCCGCAAACCCAAACUCAUCCAUGUGACUGAUAAUGAAAGGGAUUAGAAUUUAGGCCAUUCCCUGGUGAUGAGAAGAUUGAGGAAUGUCUUUGUGUAUUUCUCAGAACAAAUAAAGGAGAGUGGUGAAACGCUAUACAUUUUCAUGACAAUUUUUGACUAAUCUAAUUUCUUCUACACUAAUAAUAAUAUUUGUAAAUGUUUAUGGUAUGUAUUUAUGUGCAAUGACGACUUUGGGGAAAUGUUUUACCUUGUGUUUUUUUUCAGAGAAUAAAAACAAUAAAAUUAAAUGUAUGUGAACACUUGAA
Salvelinus fontinalis (brook trout) is the source of this 8252-nucleotide messenger RNA. RefSeq names its product protein phosphatase 1H-like. Bases 263 to 1807 code for a protein of 514 amino acids. The transcript has 10 exons. Gene Ontology annotation, biological process: protein dephosphorylation. NCBI's taxonomy places the organism in Eukaryota, Metazoa, Chordata, Actinopteri, Salmoniformes, Salmonidae. The record is from RefSeq and is a predicted model, not a curated record. Gene Ontology annotation, molecular function: protein serine/threonine phosphatase activity.